Molecule: messenger RNA, 1094 nt
Organism: Uloborus diversus
Lineage: Eukaryota; Metazoa; Arthropoda; Arachnida; Araneae; Uloboridae
Product: sulfotransferase 1C2-like
Exons: 4
Biological process (GO): sulfation
Cellular component (GO): cytoplasm
Molecular function (GO): sulfotransferase activity
Source: RefSeq, a predicted model, not a curated record
AAACUGGCAGAAGAAGUCCCAGAAAAGUUCAAGGGUAAAAAACUACCCUUUUACCAAGAUGUUGACGGAUUUCGCUUACCUGGUAUAUUCUCCGCCGAAUCGCACCGAUCUGCCCUGGCUUACAGACCCAGGCCUGAUGACCUUUUUGUUGUCUCGUAUCCGAAAUGCGGAACCACCUGGCUCCAGAAUAUAAUAGCCUGUAUCCACAGAGAUGGGCAACCUUUUCAGUCCGCACAGGAGUUCUUCACUCUAACACCUUGCCCGCAAAUAGUCGGAGUCGAAGCUGUAGAGAAGAUGAAGAGGCCUGGUGCAAUCAAGUAUCAUUUGCCCUACCAUAUGAUGCCGAUGUCUUCCGAAGCUAAGUAUAUAUUCAUAGCAAGAAAUCCUAAAGAUUGCUGCGUCUCUUUUUACCACUUUACAGAAAAUGUCAUAGGAUAUGAAUUCCAAGAAGGCGAAUUUGAUGUAUUUUUCGAGCUGUUCGUUGAAGGGAAAACUGAUUUUGGAGACUACUUUGAUUACUUGCUGUCUUGGUAUGAGCACAGAAAUGACCCCAAUGUGCUAUUCAUUACUUAUGAAGAAUUGAAGAAGGAUACAAAAACCAAUGUAUUCAGAAUCGCCGAGUUCAUGGAUCCCCAAUACAAAGAAGCUCUGGAGAAAGAUGAAAAACUUCUUGAAGAUGUCAUCUACCACAGCAGUUUCUCAUUCAUGAAGGAGCAUUUCAACAGACACUUGGCUGAAAUAAGUAGCCUUCCCAAGGAUAUGAUCCUCAACAAUCCCGACUUACCGGCGGAUCUGAGAGAGCUUUUUGGUGGAGAAAAGAAAGUGUUUCACCCCGAUUCAGCAGCAGUGAGUUUUGUGAGAAAGGGCGUCGUGGGAGACUGGCGUAAUUAUUUUUCGAAAGAACAAAAUGAAAGAUUGGAGAAAAAAUUUAGAGAAAGAACAGCUGGAACAGAUAUAGCUGACUUAUGGAAGGAUAUUAUGUGAAUACGAUUAGCAACAUUUUGAAGUGAUAUAUAUAUUUUUUAGCUUUGUAGUUUUAGCGGAUUUUUACGAAGAAAGCAUUUUGUAAACAAAUAAAGUACAUUUGAAAAUCA